AGCUCUGCUUAGUUUGAGUUUUUUUAAAAACAUAUAAACAAAAUCCGUAGUCUUUUUGAGAGACAAAUUCAACGCUAUCGAUACAGGAUCUCUCGGCAGGGCAAUUGCUAACCACCUCCCCCCCCACCCCACCCCACUUUUCAGGUUUGGCACUGGAAAUGGGUGGGCAGUGGGCAUGUCCCUCUGACCAAUUCGUCGCGGCUGAGAGAUUUGCUCUCCGCCCAGUAUAAAGCUGAACAGAAAGCGAGCGAGAGAGAGAGAGACCUGUGCCUCCUUAAAGAUGGCAUUUGUUUGUUUUGUGCUGCGCUCCCUUAUGGAGAUCCUGGUUCUUCCAGUCACCAUUUUGCAAUACAUCGGUUUCUGGGACCCUUUGUACAAGAGGAUGUUUCCGUACCUCAUGCGCAGAAUGACAACUGUUAUUAACGAGAAAAUGGAUAAAGUGAAGAAGGAGCUCUUCGGCCGGCUGCCGGACUUCGCCAGCUCCUCGGGGCUGACAAUCUUGGAAGUGGGCUGUGGCACUGGUGCCAACUUUCAGUAUUACCCCUGGAAUUGCAAGGUCAUCUGCACGGACCCGAACCCGAAUUUCGAGCACCUGCUGAAGAGCAGUGGCGCCAAGAACACGCACCUGAAGCUCGAGCGGUUCGUGGUAGCGAGCGGCGAAGAUCUGAGCCAAGUGGAGAGCAGCUCGGUAGAUGCCGUGGUCUGCACUUUCGUGCUCUGCAACGCCCGGAAUGUGGACGCGAUGCUGAAAGAGACUAAACGGGUGCUGAAACCGGGCGGGGCAUUUUUCUUCAUUGAGCAUGUGGCUGCUGACAAAGGAACAUGGCUGCACUUCAUUCAACAUGUGAUCCAGCCAGCAUGGCGUUACUUUGGGGAUGGAUGCUGUCUGACCAGGGACACUUGGGCAAACCUCGAGAAAGCCAACUUCUCAGAAUUGAAUCUGAAGCACAUCGUGGCACCUUUGAUGAGUUUGAUCAAAUACCAAAUUGUUGGAUAUGCAGUCAAAUGAGAAGCUGGACCAUGGGAACACCAGACCUUAUAUCUACUUGUCUACUGUGAACUGUUCAUUCUAAUUACAAGUAUCGUUGCUAUAAUCCUUUGUCAAUUAAUUUUAAUCACCAGUCACUAUGAUGAGUGCUUCUAAAUGUGCCUUUUUAAUCCACUGUAUCACAUGUAGUACUUUUAUCCACAAUGAUAAUCAAGCAAAAUUCCAGAUUAUACAUCCAUCUCCAGGAUCAGUUUUUAUAUUUCAUAUUUCAAUCAAUACUUUUCUCUGUACCCUCCCAACCCACUCUGAGUCAGAAUGUACAAACUUUUUUUUAAAAAAAGUCAAUUCUCUAAUCUCAAAUGAGGUGCUGCUUACCCAAUGUUACAUUGUGAGUUGAAUAUAUUAAGCAAGACCUAUUUGAGCGAUGAUAUUUUUAAUGUAAAGUAUUUCCAAUCCUUUUACUUUCACCAUGAAUUGCUAUUCUGAUUUUACAAAUACAAAUAUUAACAUUUAACUCGACAGUAAAGAAUUUCACAGACUCACUCCCCUCUGAGAGAAGGAAUUCCUCUUCAUCUGUCUUAAAUGUUCUUUCAUGAAUCACUGGAGUCAGGGAGCGUCACAGGGAGGACUGGAAAAUGGCUAAUGCAAUACCCCAGCCUAAGAACGGAGGGAAGCAGAAGACAGGAAACUAUUGUAUCAGAGAUAAUGGGAACUGCAGAUGCUGGAGAAUCCACGAUAACAAAGUGUGGAGCUGGAUGAACACAGCAGGCCA
Messenger RNA from Stegostoma tigrinum, 1760 nucleotides. Its product is annotated as N6-adenosine-methyltransferase TMT1A-like. Bases 281 to 1009 code for a protein of 242 amino acids. Gene Ontology annotation, molecular function: S-adenosylmethionine-dependent methyltransferase activity. The record is from RefSeq and is a predicted model, not a curated record. The transcript is spliced from 2 exons. NCBI's taxonomy places the organism in Eukaryota, Metazoa, Chordata, Chondrichthyes, Orectolobiformes, Stegostomatidae.